CCAAAUCCACAGCCAUGAAGAUGGGAAGAUGUAUUGGACUGUCAGCAUACCAGGAACUUUGUGUGCAUUCGCAUGGCUGGUGCUCCAGGUGGAAGCGUAUAGAGAAAAAUUGAAGGGAUUGGAGCACGCCGAGCACAGCGGGGCAAAUGCUUCAAAUGCUGCCAGCAAAGCCUCUCCUGAUGCCAUGCCAGUACUGUUGCUUUGGUUCUUGGUCUUUGACUUCAUCUUUCUCUACCUGUCCAACACAACUUACUCUCUUAUGCGAGAAAACUUCUUCAAGAUGGUAAGUUACACCGUCUCCAUCUUUUGUGCACUUCUUGUGGAGAUGGCCGUUGUCGAAAUUCUGCUUGAGGGCUUGCUGAGACUGGGUGGGAUGUCUGAACCGCACUAUGAUCUAGCAUAUUUGAUCUUCACUUUGCUGCUUUUUCCGGCUUGGUUCAUUGGCAUCAGCUACAGCACCUGGUUCGUCCAAGACUCCAGUGAUAGCGUUGUAGCCGCAGGAGGUGUCAUUGCUCAUACUGCAGCAUUUACAGGUAUCGACUUGAGUGUUCGUUUGCAGAAGAUUUUGGCGACCAAAUUUGACAAAGUUACGGGCGUCACGAUGAGCAUCUACGUGGUAAGCCCCCUUUUGGCCAUGCUUGUUUGCAAGCUCUUCAGCAACAUGUCGCACUGGGUGAGACGGAAGAAGCUCAUGGAUAACGUGAUACAGCAGAAGGAGGGCGAUGGCCAUGGCCCCUUCUGGGCCCAUGAGGCUUUUCACGGUGAGUUGGAAUGCGCGGCCAUUCUUUCUGGUUGGCUUUUUCGUCAGGCUUUGUUGACUGUUGUGCAGCAGCGAAUUCCCACCAAAAGUGGGGACAUCGAAGUGACUCUUGCAGGGCCAGUGAUGUUCCUCACCGUCGGCGGAUUCAUUUGUGCCAAGUCCGUGCUGGCAGCUCUUCCUUGGAAGAACCACCUGACUACCUUCGUUCAACUCUUGCUGGGUAUGGCUGCUUGCUGGUGCUUCAUGAGCUUCAUCAUGUAUGACAUCAAGCAGAAUGUGGACCUCCCAGACCAUAGAUGGCUGUUCCUACUCUUUUCGGUGAGUGCAGUGGCCAUCACCGCAAUGUUCGUGUUGGGCUACAUGGCAGACUGGCGCAUGCUGCAGAAAGACCAGCUCCAGGAGCUCAUCGCGGUUUGUGGCAUUGCCACAGGCCUUGCUUGGGAGAAGUCGUUUGAAUGGGCUGUGAAGCAGGUUGUCAAAAAUGAUGUCCUUACGUACAACCGGCAUGCUGUGAAUUUGCUCCGUCACGGUUCGCCACUGCUGGCUGAUCUCACCAGGCAGCUGAAAAUCUUUGAGGUGCACAGGGAGGAUGCCGCAGAAGAUAUCCUCAAGCGACCUAAAGAGAUCCUCUUGUUGGCUUGGCAGAUUACACAGAUUUGGUAGGUCGAAAUAAUAAAAAAAAUCAAAAUGAUCGCAAGUGCAUUCCGUAACAUUUGGUAAAAUGCUUGUGGCUUGUCCUACUUGUUCCAUUCCUGGUCCUAGUGCCGCUAGUGGAGGUUGGUGCGUACCUGGCCAUUCUCGCAGUGAUGGUGCCGGCAUGGCGCUGGUACAUUGUGCCUCUCGCAAACCACCACUAGCAUCAACAAGACAAAGUGUGACGGCAUUGCGCUGCAGAGCGGCCGUAUAGCCUGAAAACUGCUCGAAUUGCUUGGCUUAUCCAGUGUAUCGCUAUGGGGGCAGGUCGAUUCAAG
This is a messenger RNA of Cladocopium goreaui, 1731 nucleotides long. The record is from the annotation of a GenBank genome assembly. Lineage: Eukaryota; Dinophyceae; Suessiales; Symbiodiniaceae.